Lytechinus variegatus (green sea urchin) is the source of this 1398-nucleotide messenger RNA. RefSeq names its product serine/threonine-protein phosphatase 1 regulatory subunit 10-like. The transcript has 2 exons. The coding region runs from base 178 to 1134 and encodes 318 amino acids. NCBI's taxonomy places the organism in Eukaryota, Metazoa, Echinodermata, Echinoidea, Temnopleuroida, Toxopneustidae. The record is from RefSeq and is a predicted model, not a curated record.
AGCCUGACACGGUUUGGUACGAGGGCGGUUCUCGUCUGGGAGAGAAAGUGUAUAAAUACAGUGAUCUUAAACAGAAUUUAAUCAGGUUUGGAGCUGAUCCUGUCAUCCUGAGAAGCUAUCAAUACACGGAAAGAAUUCAAACUUACGGGACUGGAGUGAAACCCCCAAUACGUUAACAUGGAGUUGAAAGCAACUGUGAUCGUUGCUAUCCUGGCUGCACUUGCUAUGUCAGCUCAUGCACGAAGAGGUGGUCGUGGAGGUAUGGGGCCUGGGAGACAGAGGGGAGAUGGUCUUUUCGGAGGAAGGCCUGACGGGUUGCCAAUGGGCGGGCCAAGGCGAGGAGGUGGUGGAAUGAUGGAUGGAAGGAGGUUUGAUGGCCCCGGAUUAGGACUAGGUGCCCCUGAGAUGGACCAACGAAGACAAUUUGGUGGUCCGAUGGGUGGUGGAAGAAGAUCUGACGGUCCUUUCCGUGGCUCUAGACCUGAAGGAGUCGGAAGGCCUUUCUUCGGUCAAGACGGAACCAGACGUGGUGGUGGAGAAGAAGAAACCGCAGAUGCCUCCAAAUCAAUCUUUGAUCGUUUUGGACUCGGUCCGCUUUUUAGAGGACAAUCGCGAGGUUGGGAUCGUCUUCAAGAUCAAGGAGAAGGUCAACAGCAUAACGACAGCAGCGAAGAGGAUGGAGGUCAUCGUCACCAUCACCAUCGCUACCACCCCCACCACCAUCACCACCGUCAUAACCGUACUGAAGGCCACCGCCGUCAUAACCGUACUGAAGGCCACCGCCCUCACAACAAGACGGGAGAUUACCCCCAUCGCCAUCACAACAAGACCGGAGACCGGGAUUGGGACGGACCAAGAUUCCAGAUGAGGCCGUUCCGGUUCUUCAAAAACUGGCCAUUUGGAAGACACAACCGAACCGGCGAGGAAGGAUCUCACGGACAUGAUGGCCGCCGCCAUCCCUUUGGCAAGUUCCCAGGACGCUGGGGGUCACAUGAAAGCGAGGAGGAAGAGGAGGAGCAAGUGCAGGAGUCAACAACUAGGGAAAAUGCAACCCCAUCUUCCCCAUCGGAAGUGAUAACACCAUCCUCCCAACCGGAAGUGAUUGAAAUUGCAAUCAAUGACAAUGAAAUAUAAACUAAUGUCAUCGGACAACUGCAAUUUCUUUUUUAAAUGACUGAUACGGUAAAAAUGAAGUCAUCCAUGUCUUUCCUCUAGUAUUGACUGAUAAAAAUUCCUGACGAUGUUUCAUCGAUUCUCAGGCCGGGCAUCCAUAUAUAUUUUUUUAGUCAUAAACAGACAUGAAAAUUGAAUGGAGAUACAACACGCUUCAUCAUGAAUUAGACCUUUAAUUCAUUAUUGAAAGACUUGUAAAAUAAACAUGAUAAAUAUCAUACCAGA